AUGGCUAUCUGUGCCCCCGGUAGUCUUUACAGCGUAGAUAGGCACUACUUCAUCCAGCUUCUACUACGCCAGAUCGUGGAGCUCCAGGCUCACCCUGAUCUUCGCCCUCGGGUGCUUGAGGGGCUUAAGGAGCUUUCUCGUCUGCUACCUGGCCUUAUUGAGGCUGCACAUGUUGUCGGUGACACUGUGUUCUGUGAGGUCGGCUGUGAUCUUCGACUUCUCUUCCAGAGCUCGAUCGCCGCUCUCUCUAUGGACAACGGGGAUCCCUUUAGUGCACAGGUCGUUGCCGAGCAGCUUUUGCGUGCAUUUCCCUGGCAUCUUCCAGCUCCCCAUCUUACUGCUCCACCUUCGUGGGAGUGA
Molecule: messenger RNA, 360 nt
Organism: Penicillium concentricum
Lineage: Eukaryota; Fungi; Ascomycota; Eurotiomycetes; Eurotiales; Aspergillaceae
Exons: 1
Coding region: 1-360 (119 amino acids)
Source: RefSeq, a predicted model, not a curated record